Puntigrus tetrazona (Sumatra barb) is the source of this 4667-nucleotide messenger RNA. It is a transcript of the gene stat5b, whose product is annotated as signal transducer and activator of transcription 5b. Gene Ontology annotation, molecular function: DNA-binding transcription factor activity, RNA polymerase II-specific; RNA polymerase II cis-regulatory region sequence-specific DNA binding. The transcript has 19 exons. Gene Ontology annotation, biological process: defense response; regulation of cell population proliferation; response to peptide hormone. Lineage: Eukaryota; Metazoa; Chordata; Actinopteri; Cypriniformes; Cyprinidae. The coding region runs from base 145 to 2508 and encodes 787 amino acids. The record is from RefSeq and is a predicted model, not a curated record.
GUGUCAGUGUAGAUGUGUUUAGCUCACAUUUGCUGUGGUGUUUUUGUACAGUUGAGCUCAUGGAUGGAUAAACCCUGUCAAACGUUUAACGGCUACAAAUAAUCAAGUCAUUCUGCUGCAGGUCUCCGUUAAUGCUAGCCAGGUAUGGCGCUGUGGAUUCAGGCACAGCAGCUGCAGGGGGAUGCCCUGCAUCAGAUGCAGUCUCUCUAUGGGCAGCACUUCCCCAUCGAGGUGCGCCACUACCUGGCACAGUGGCUGGAAGCUCAGCUGUGGGAUGCCAUCGACCUGGAGAACCAGCAAGACGAGUUUAAAGCAAAGCGUCUGCUGGAUGGUCUGAUCCAGGAGCUGCAGAGGAAGGCAGAGCAUCAGAUGGGUGAAGAUGGUUUCCUGCUGAAAAUUAAACUGGGCCAUUAUGCAACGCAGCUGAAGAGUUCGUAUGACCCCUGCCCUCUGGAGCUUGUGCGGUGUGUUAAACACAUCCUGUACACUGAGCAAAGACUUGUACAGGAAGCAUCCAACACCAGCAGCCCAGGGUCAGGUCCAGUUGAUGGCACCCCUCAGAGAUAUCAGCAGAUCAACCAGACAUUUGAGGAGCUACGUGUUAUGACUCAGGACACUGAGAACGACCUUCGCAAGCUGCAGCACAGUCAAGAAUACUUCAUCAUUCAGUACCAGGAGAGCUUAAGGAUACAGGCUCAGUUGAGUAGUUUGACCAGCAUUCCUCCAGCUGAGCGUGUUCAGAGAGAAUCGGGUCUGCAGAGCAGGAAGUCCACUCUAGAGGCCUGGCUCACACGAGAGGCCAACACAUUACAAAAAUACAGACAGGAAUUGGCAGAGAAGCAUCAGAGGACUCUAGCUCUGUUGAGGAAACAGCAAACCGUGAUCGUAGAUGAUGAACUGAUUCAGUGGAAGAGACGACAGCAGCUCGCAGGCAAUGGAGGACCAUCAGAGGGAGGAUUGGACAUACUGCAAGCUUGGUGUGAGAAGUUGGCGGAUAUGAUCUGGCAAAACAGACAGCAGAUUCGCAGAGUUGAACACCUGACACAGCAGCUGCCCAUUCCCGGACCCACAGAGGAACUGCUCACUGAACUAAACGCUACUAUCACAGACAUCAUUUCGGCACUCGUCACCAGCACAUUUAUAAUUGAGAAACAGCCUCCUCAAGUGCUGAAGACUCAAACCAAAUUUUCGGCAACGGUUCGCUUGCUGGUCGGAGGGAAACUCAAUGUCCACAUGAAUCCUCCACAGGUUAAAGCCACCAUCAUCAGCGAACAGCAGGCCAAGGCCUUGCUAAAGAAUGAAAACACCCGCAAAAGUGACAGUAGCGGAGAGAUUCUGAACAACAACUGUGUGAUGGAGUACCACCAAACCACUGGCACCCUGAGCGCACACUUCAGGACCAUGUCUCUGAAACGUAUAAAGAGGUCAGACCGCCGUGGGGCAGAGUCAGUGACUGAAGAGAAGUUUACGGUUCUGUUUGAGUCUCAGUUCAGUGUGGGAGGCAAUGAACUUGUGUUUCACGUAAAGACAUUAUCCCUGCCUGUUGUGGUCAUCGUUCAUGGGAGUCAAGACAAUAAUGCUACAGCGACAGUACUGUGGGAUAAUGCUUUCUCUGAGCCAGGUCGUGUGCCGUUUGUGGUACCUGAUAAAGUCCUUUGGCCACAGCUGUGUGAGGCUUUAAACAUGAAAUAUAAAUCGGAGGUUCAGAGUGAUAGAGGCCUGUCAGAAGACAAUCUGGUAUUCCUCGCUCAGAAAGCCUUCAGCAGUUCCAGCAACAACCCUGAGGACUACUGCAACAUGACCAUCACCUGGUCUCAGUUUAAUAGGGAGAGUUUGCCGGGCAGGAACUUCACAUUCUGGCAGUGGUUUGAUGGUGUCAUUGAGCUUAUGAAGAAACACCUGAAGUCUCACUGGAAUGAUGGAGCUAUUCUGGGUUUCCUGAACAAGCAGCAAGCUCAGGACAUGUUGAUGUCCAAACCAAACGGUACAUUCCUUCUGCGCUUCAGCGACUCUGAGAUUGGAGGCAUCACCAUUGCAUGGGUGGCAGAAAACCCGAAUAAAGCAGGAGAACGAAUGGUGUGGAACCUGAUGCCCUUCACUACUAAAGAUUUUUCCAUCCGCUCUCUCGCUGAUCGGAUCAGUGAUCUGAACCAUCUGCUCUUUCUCUAUCCCAACCAGCCCAAAGAGGAAGUCUUCUCCCGUUACUGCACACCUCCAAACUCAAAAGCAGUCGGGGAUGGAUAUGUAAAACCAGAGAUCAAGCAGGUGGUGAAGGUUGAGUUUUCUUCACCCAAUCCUGAACCAUCUCCUGGGAAUUCCUUCAUGGAGCAUGCAGCAUCACCCAGUGUCAGUCAACACCAUAACUUCACAAUCUAUCCAUCAAUGAAUGACUCCAUGUUAGACACGGAGGGCGAAUUUGAUCUGGAUGAGACCAUGGACAUGGCCCGACAGGUGGAGGAAUUCCUGCGUCAACCUAUGGAAACUCAGUGGAGUGGACAACAGUCAUGACCUUUAACCUUUUGAUCUCUUAUGAGAACUACACAAAAACUCAAUGGUUCCAUUCCAUAUUUUUAUCUUAACAAAUGUGAAAUGUUAUGUUUUUGGACGCGUUAAUUGCCUUUGCAUUAUAUAUAUAGUCUGAUGUAGAAUUUCCCAUCAUUAGCCACCGAAGAACAAUAGAUAGUGAUACACUUAAAUUUGGCUGCAUAUGAGUGGCUACAUUACUGGCCCAGUAAAGAGCUUGCCAAUUGCAAUCUUUAAGUCCAGUCACACAGUUGGCUAACUGAAGACUUCGAUUGAGCUCUGAUUGAGCUUUCAGUUCUUGAGUCUUCUUGGUUUUCCCACCUUGAAAUGCUUUACAGCUACAUUCAGGGUUGCCAGGACUGCGAAAACAUAACCAGCAUAAAAUGUAGCCCAGUUGCAUUUUUUCCACCAUUUCCACCUUCUCCAAUGAAAUUGCAUUCAUAUACAUACAGAAUUUCCUGUUGUAUAAUUGAUUCUAUUGGUUUUCCAGUGUGUUUAAUUGUCUACCAAACUGCCAGUCCUGGCUAUCCCAGUUGAGAUUAGUGAGAGAUUAUUUCUCUCCAACUUAAGUUACAGCAUCCCUUAGCAUUGAAAAUAUAAUAAAUUUAGCACAUCAAUAUCCAUGCGUUCCAAGACAUUCACACUUUGAGAUAUUAGCUAAUGAAAUUUGCUGGGUGAUUAUUAUUAUUGUUUUCUUAACUUGGGAUUUGAAUUUUAAAUCUUUUUGGGAGCACUUCCUCUAUCAAACGGUUACAGAACUUAGUUUUUAGUUGUGUUGCCCCCUAUGGGUGGAAUUUGACACAAUUUGUCUUGAUUUCUUAGGAUUGUUUAUCUGAACCAAAUUACAUUUUCAACAAACUAUUUCUAACAAACUAUUCUUUCAAUACUCUUUUUAUUUUAUGUUUAGCUUUUUGGUUAAGGUUGAAGAGUGUAUAUUUUUUUAGUUCAAAUAUUCUUUCCUUCCCUUCAUGAUGGGCAGAGACACCGUUAUCUAUUAGUAAGUAAUUCCACCAAAAGUGCGAACACUGUGACUCUGUAUAGAUUUGUAAAUAUCACUCUGCCACCAACCCCAUAUAGCAACAUUUGCUCAGCCAAUGGCUUGGGUAAACAGCAUCUUCUCUCAUAUUAUGGUGGAUCUAUAUGUGUUUUAUCUUAAAAUGUGACAAUCAGUUGAAAACAGUACAUUGGCCUUUUCUGAUUAACUGACUCCCUCCUACCCCAGAUACCUAUUUUUCCCUCAGCCAUUCUUCCUGUGCCUUAAACAGCUAAGGUUUGUCCAGUAAAAACACCAAAGUCUGUUGUUAGCCUUCAAAUCUUUUGCUUACUUUUAAAUCCUCUCAGAUAUUGUAUAUAUUUAUCUGAAAUUCAGACACUUCUUUCUCACAUCUUUCUCCCAGUAAAUAUCUCUUUUAACGGUAAUCAGUGCACUUGAGAACCAAAAUUGGAUACCAGGAGUUAUUUGGGAAGUUUAUUUUUCUUACCCUAUUGGCAAAUUCUGCUUUUAAACAGUUUAAACCCUUUUGCAUGUAUAAAAAUGGAUUUUAUAGAUGUCAAAGCAAGUGUCUUUUAAAGGGCCAAAAAAAAAAAAAACUAAUGUAAAAGUUAAUGUUAGUCAAGAUAAAGUCACUCCCCUCAAGAAAAGAUCUCAGGAAAAUACACAUCAAAGAGAUGUUUAAUAGUACCUAUGCAGACACAGAAUUUUAUAUAGAAAAAUAACAAACAUCUAUAUAUAUAUAUAUAUAUAUUAAGAAAUGGUUAUAAUUAAAAUAGUGCUAUCUAUAAAUAUACUGUUGCAGAUAAAUUGAGCUUGAAUUGUCUUUAGAGCAACUGUAACAUGGUUUUAAUGUGUUCCUAAUGUGAUGGCUUGGCUUUAGUGUCUGUCUUAUUGUUUUCUGUAAAAUCUAUUUUUUUGAAUAUUUGUACUUUUUCCUAUUGUUAGAAAUAACAUUAUAUUAUGUUCUAUAUGUAAGGGAUAAAUUUCAGCCUGUCAUAAUAACUUAACAUAGGGAUGAACAGGACCUGGGGAAAAAGAGAUUGUCCUGGAAUUUUUUAUUUUUAUUUUUGGACUGUAAUGAUUGGCUAGCUGUAUGCUAACGCUUUUAUUACAUGGCUGCCUAACAAAUAAAAUUAUAAAUACAUGGUUA